AUGGUCCCCGUGAUCAAGGAUGAUGGGUGCUUGAUUUUGGAAAACUGGCAGCGUGUGGACAGGGCCUCAGUUCUCAUCGAUCCCUCCAUUUCAAAAAUUGACAUUCUGCACAUCAGCAGAGAUGGUUCCAGUGAUUUUGCCACCUCCCGAGACUUUUGCCUUUCAGCCUGCUCCAAGGACAAGUCAUGCUUGGUGACUACUCUUGAACUACAGCCUUCAGUGAUGCAGGUGCAUAUUUACCCAGAAACACAGACUUGCACAUUUGGCCUUGAAGGCCCCCACUGUCGACUUUUGCUGAAGGAGCCAGCUACCUAUAUUUAUCGCAGGCAAGAGGCAUUCCUGUCCGUUGCUGAAAGAAGUGCUGCUCCCUCUGUCCACAUCCCGUCGCAAGGAACCUUGUUUGGCACUUCUCAAGCAGUUCGUGUGGGUUCCAGCUGGAAGAAGAUCAGGCAGUUCCUUGGGAUUCCCUAUGCACGUCCUCCAGUGGCUGAGAACCGGUUCCGUCCUCCACAAGCUUUCAUCUGGGAGGAGUCCUGGAACUCUUCCACAACUCGGGCGAGUUGCUGGCAACCAGGGGAUGAUGGAGAUGCUCUUUCCUCCGUCAGCGAAGACUGCUUGUAUUUGAACAUUUAUGUCCCACCUAAUACUGGUGGAAAUCUACCAGUGCUGGUGUUCUUUCACAACGGUGUAAGUGGUGAGGAUGUCAAGGCUCAGAGGACACUCAUCGAUGGCUCAUACCUAGCUGGAACUGGCAAUGUCAUUGUUGUAACAGCGAACUACCGAGUUGGAGUCUUUGGCUUUCUAAGCACUGGUUCCACGGUGGCAAGUGGAAACUGGGGGCUUUUGGACCAGGAAGCAGCUCUAAAAUGGACCCAGAAAAACAUUGCAAGUUUUGGAGGAGACCCUGGUCAGAUUACAAUUGCAGCUGAUCGCAGCGGAGCAGAUGUUUCCAGCAUUCACCUGGUUACAGGGGCUGUGGAUUCUGGGCUCUUCAAGAGGGUUUUGCUGAUGGUGAGUACCAAUUCUCUCAGAUUAUGGUAG
Molecule: messenger RNA, 1041 nt
Organism: Lacerta agilis (Sand lizard)
Lineage: Eukaryota; Metazoa; Chordata; Lepidosauria; Squamata; Lacertidae
Product: thyroglobulin-like
Exons: 7
Coding region: 1-1041 (346 amino acids)
Biological process (GO): thyroid hormone generation
Source: RefSeq, a predicted model, not a curated record